This is a messenger RNA of Ostrinia nubilalis (European corn borer), 3385 nucleotides long. RefSeq lists its product as uncharacterized. The coding region runs from base 514 to 1590 and encodes 358 amino acids. The transcript has 5 exons. NCBI's taxonomy places the organism in Eukaryota, Metazoa, Arthropoda, Insecta, Lepidoptera, Crambidae. The record is from RefSeq and is a predicted model, not a curated record.
UUUUGAUUUGUGCCUUCAUGAAGAGAAAUCAAAGAUAUUCACGAAAGGAUGAACUAGUACGCAUAUACCCGUAAUAAUAUUUAAUUUGUGGGAAAGUCUUAAUAUACCUUACACCUUGCCAUUGUUAUCUCUAAAAAAGUAAUGAGUCAAAGUCAAUAUUCUGUCAAAAGUGUCAAAUUCUAGCAGUGGAUGGACGGAAAAUUGGUUUUUUCGAGUCCUCCACAAAGGCAUUUUAAUUUUAUUUCUUUCUGUGCAAUUUAUUUACGUAUUAUCUAGAAAGCUAUUUAAUGUACCUAAAGAUUUAAAACAUUUAUUGUUGUGAUAAGUAGCAUUAAUAGAAAAGUAAAAGUAUAAUUUCUAUCAUUUGUGUGGGUCUCUGUCAGUGUUAUUGAUUUCUUUUUAAUCUAAAGAGUUUGAAAAUUAUGUAGACAUGACUAAAUAUUACAAGACCAAGUGAAUCCUGAACGAACGAUGAUAAUAUUUGGAUGGAGUUUACAAUAAUGUACUCUCAACAUGAAAACUAAAAGCUUUCUUCUAUUUUCGACCUCUGUUUUUGCUAUUAGUAUUUUUCUGAUAGUGUUCCACUCACAACCGCCGCAGUCGAUCCAGAGUAUUGUGACCCAAACACACCAACACAUCAAAGACUUUCAGGUGUCGGUGUCGCCACAGGAGAGCCUGCGCGAUGUGGAGGGCAGCCACCUGGUGCAGGAGGAGCGCUACCUGCGCGCCGCCGGGCUGCGCGCGCGCGCCCCCGCCGCCGCCGCGCCCGCGCUCGUCACCUACGCGCGCCAGGACCACGCGCUCGCCGUCAGCUUCGUGCGCCACGCCGCCGCGCUGCCCUACCCCGUGCUGGUCUACAACCUGGGCCUCAAGCCCUACUCUCUGGCCGUGCUGUCGAGCUUCUGCAACUCGUCGAAGUGCUCCGUCGUGGACUUCGACCUGGCCGCCUUCCCCUCGCACGUCAGCGACGAGAGCAUCCACGCCUUCCGCCCGCUCAUCAUACAGCACGCGCUGAGCCGCACGGGCGGCGUGGUGUUCAGCGACAGCGGGCUGGAGUGGGCGGGCGACGCGGCCGCGCUGGCGGCGCUGUGGGCGCGCGCGGCGGGCGGGGCGGGCGCGGGCGGCGGGCUGCUGGCGUGGCCGCGGCGCGCCGCCGUGACGUCACUCACGCACCCGCGCAUGUUCCGCUACCUGCGCGCGCGCCCCGACGACUUCCUGUUCGUGCAGAUGGUGGAGGCCGAGCGGCUCGUGCUGGCCGCGCGCCCGCCCGUGCCCGACGUCAUGCGCCUGUGGGUGCAGUGCGCGCUCACGCUCGACUGCAUCAUGCCCAUAGGCGCUCAAUCGGGCGGAUGCCGGUUCGACAAGAAGCCGCAGUACCGGUACUCGGGCUGCCACGGGCAGGACGCGUCGGCGCUCAGCAUCAUCCUCGGGCUGCAGUACGGCUUCGAGGAGGCCGCGUACGCCGUGCGCGCGCGCUCGCCGUGGCGCCGCGUGACGUCGGCCGCCGCGCACGCCGCGCUGGCCGCGCUGCAGGCCAACCUCACCGCGUCCACGCCGCCGCCCACCGAGCGCCCCGCCACAGAGCCCUAGCCCCCGCCCCGCCCCGCCCCGCCCCGGCGACGCUUAGAGUCGCGAGGGCACCCGUUGUAUUAAAAAAACCUCGCCCGCCUCGAUGAGGUGGGCGAUCGCCGUGAUCGUUUGACGCGUUUCGCUUCCUCCAUCGCGAAGUAUUAAAAAAAUACCUCCCGCGCUUGAGUUUUUGACGCGGUGAUCGAACGUUUUAAGUUCCGAGAGUUGUAAUCUUUUUCGAAACCCAGUUUGCGCGUCGGCCGAAUGUUAUGUCGCGGGGAAAUGAACCGCUUUAAAUCGCGGGAGGACCGAACCGACGCAUCGGAGACGAUCGAUACGAUUGUCGCGUGCGUUCGUCGCGUCUUGGCGUAAGAAAGGAAAUGUUUUCGGAGUGUAGGUUAACUGCAGUUAGCUAUAUUUUAUUAACUCGAGUUAACAUUUUAAGGCUAGUGCGAUUAUGUGAACUAGGCAGCUCUAAAGACGAUCGGAUCAAUACGUAAUGUUACAUCUUAGAAAUAUGAUUGUAUUUCGGGCACAUUAUCGUACCCGUCGAGACGUAAGACGAGUUCUCGUAUCUGCAGAUAUUUGAGCAUGGUCUAAAAUUAUCCUACUUAUCCGCUAUGAGCGGAGUUUAUUUAUUAUCUAUUUAUUGAUUGGAAUUAAAUUAAUUAAUUUGCUUUAUAAUAUUGCUGGGACGCAUUGUUCUAAAGUCGCUGGGAAUGUUUUUAUACUUCAGCAAGUGCUCACUGACCGGGUGAAUGAUUCAACAUUGCACUCGAUGCACUUGUUUUCCCUUUCAAAUGAUAAUACUUUUCUGUUUGUUUCUGUUGUGAUAGUUUUCACUUUAAUAAUUAUUAAAAACUCCACAAUUUUGGUGUAAAAUGUUGUGUCGCAUUAGAACCAAUUUACAUCAAUAUUUAUUAUUUUAACGCCCCCACUCUUGGGUUGCAAGUUAUACUACCUAACUGUUCAGUUAGGUCAUCACAUUAUUUAUGACCGCAUCCACAUCGGAUACUGGCGCGAAGCGACGCACGCGCGGUCUUGGGAUAAUGUCAAUUGAGAGACGCGGCGCGCGCGCAGUGUGGCGCGUGGCUGCUCCGUCGACUGUGUACUAGAUUUAUUGUGUAUUUUCUAAUUAUUGUUUACGCUACGAAUUUUUUCCAUGCGGAAUUUCGUAAUCUUGUAUUUUAUUGAUAGUUUUUCGGCAGGCCGUUAAACAGUGAUACUCGAUGGUAUUUUAUAAUUUAAGUCGAUCACAAAGUACGUACGGAUGUGAUUCAUUUUGCCUUUAAGGUUCGCUUUUUGUGAUUUUCGAAUUAUGUCGAAUGAUACAAUUGAAACAAAUAGAUCCAGUGUCCAUAAUAAUUAAUUUAUAAUAAUGUAAGUAUGCACAAUGCGACGUGCAUCACGAGCUUGCGUUUGUACAUAGGCACCGUUGCUGGCAUGCGCAUGCGUCAACCUUUAGUUUGUGCAGCCACGACUGCGAGGUUGUGAAUUUGAUAUCAAAAGGAAUAACAAUUCGUGUAAUUAGUUUGUGAAGUACAAUGUGAUAUACUUAAGACUUAGCGUUAGUUUGUGUGUUACGUGCGACCAUAUCAGUUUCUUCACUUGGUAAAAAAAUCCACGCAUUUUAUCGUUUACUGUAAAGGAGUGAUUUGUUGUGUCGGAUUCGCCCCUUAUGAGAUAAAAAAAUAAUUUUAAAAACUUUAAAAAGCAAUAAUUUACAAGCACAAUACCUAUUAUCUCGUAGAUAGGGGAAUCCAUCAUCAAAGCACAUUUCGAAUUGUAAUCGGUCGCACGCCGCAGUAUCCACAAU